Drosophila montana is the source of this 2624-nucleotide messenger RNA. RefSeq names its product Inositol phosphate kinase 1 (gene Ipk1). Gene Ontology annotation, biological process: inositol phosphate biosynthetic process. Lineage: Eukaryota; Metazoa; Arthropoda; Insecta; Diptera; Drosophilidae. Bases 509 to 2593 code for a protein of 694 amino acids. The transcript has 10 exons. The record is from RefSeq and is a predicted model, not a curated record. Gene Ontology annotation, molecular function: inositol-1,3,4,5,6-pentakisphosphate 2-kinase activity; ATP binding. Gene Ontology annotation, cellular component: nucleus.
UUGCCACUGGUAGAGAAUAUAUGAAAAGUUGGUAUUUUUAUGCUUGAUCGAUUAUCGGCCGACCGCCACAAACAGCUGCUGCUCAGUUCAAAGUCUGGUCACACUGUUCUGUGCACCGCUAAGCCAGCUUUGUGAUCUUUUCGUGUUAGCCGCGACUUAUUGAAUAAUUUAAUUACAGCUGCUGUUAAAUUCUGUUUCAAUUUCGCAACCAUUUCUAUAUAAACAAGCGCCAUUUGCCUUGCAAGCGGAUUAUCUUAUCGCAACAACAACAACAACCAAGUUCAACAAACGUGCCAAGCUGCAGCCAGAGGGCACCGCACAACAACAAUAACAACAACAAUAACAAAUAACCACAAAAUCCCAACCGCAACAAGCCACAAUCGGCAAAAUCAUCAACACUGGCGCGCCAGUGGGCCGGGCCAGGCUGGGACUGAGCGGACAGAGACUCUCGUCCGUGUCAGUUGCAUUUUGACAACGCCAACGAACCGCAAACACCCGCGCAAAAGUCAUGACAACUGCUGCAGCUGCUCCGCCGUCGUCUCCACCCCCGGCACAACAGCCAGCAGCAGGAGCAGGAGCGGCAGGAGCUAAGACUCUAAACGCGCUGCUGCACAUGCCCGCGCAGAUGGAGAUGAGCCAAAUUGAGUUGAUCUAUCGGGCGGAGGGUAAUGCAAAUUUGGUGCUGGCAUUGCCGCAAUUUAAAAAAGUUUUACGUUUGCCAAAAAUGAUAUCCAGCAGUCGGCGUUCGCUCUCUGUGCCGCCGCACCCGGCCCAGGCACGCCAAAACAGUUGCCAGUUGCCGACGACGACCGUCCAAGCCGGGCCGGAAGGACAGCCCAGCGUUUCCGACCCAACGCAGCCAGCAAGCGCAAAAGCUGGCGUCUUGACAAUGCCGGAUUUUAUGGCUUAUAUCGAGAUAAUGCGCCGUCUAUUAGGAAAUGAGUUUGUCUGUGCAGCGGAUAUUGUUGCCAUACCAAAGGAAAGCGAUAGAUUCUGGAUAAACGAGCACAUACGCGACCACAGGCCGGUUGCGCGCCUCGAUAAGGAAUUUGUGGGGCCAUUCGGUCUGCUGCUGCCAGAUGUGACCCAAUUGCCUGCCACAUUCGAUGUUCUACUUGCCAAUAUACAGGCAAAGGACAUGAACAUGGACACGGACAUGGAUGCAGACAUCUGCAGCAGCAGCAGCCGGAGCCAGAGCCGGAGCUGUGGAAUCAGCCGGCUGGGCGAUACAUAUGCGAUCGAAAUAAAACCGAAACAGGGCUGGAUCCAGUUGCCAAGUGAUGUCAGCGAUUUAUUUGAUUUAAUGCCAACAGGCGACGGCGACAACACAACCUCUGAACCGGCUAAGGUGCGGCCAACAACAGUUCAGUCCAUGUUAAAUCCAGACAAAUGCAGGUGUCGCUAUUGCAGCAUGCAGCUCGUUAAGUUGCAGUCGGGCAAAAUCAAACGUUUGGGCAACUAUUGUCCAUUGCAGCUCUUCUCCGGUCAACCCGGUCGUAUGCUCGAUGCCUUGAAUGCACUUUUCGCUUGUCCGCAAAAUAAUUUACGUGUAUUUCAGAGCGGCAAUUUAAUUUAUGGCGAUCACGCGAAUUCGAUUUCCUGCGAGGAGCUGCAUACUCGAGUUUUUCCAGGUGAAAUUAUGGCGCUUAUAAAACAUUUGCUGGUCGCCUGCCUGCUCAGGGAAUACAACAACAGCAGCAGCAGCAGCAGCAGCAGCAGAGAGGAUGGCCACAGCUACGUGGCAGGCGCUGCUGCAUUCGGGGAAUCGACAUUCAAACGUUGUGGCACCAAGACAAAAGCUACAGAAACUACAGAAAUUGGCGUGGCUAAUGUUGAUGCUGCUGCCGGGCAGGUGAAACAGCAGCAGGAGGGGAAAGAGGAGAAGGGCGAUGAGUUUGUCAAAGCUGUUGCUGGUCAGCCGCAGCGACGCGGCGCGAGAGCAGCAGCAGCUGCUGCUGAAAAAACCAGCCAAAGGUACACAAAGCGUUGCAAAAUGGCAACAACAACAACAGAAACAACAAGCGAAAGGACAACCGAAAGGACAACAAUUGCCCCAACCGGGUUGUCAACGAAUGUGGCUCGAACGGAAAUGGAAACGGAAACACUGGCGACUCCAACUCCGACUCCGGCUCCGACUCCAACUCCGACUCAAGCACAGAUCAACAAAGCGGAAAUAUUUCACUUACCAAAAAAUUGUGUGCUGCAAAAAAUUUUGCAUUUGCAAUUGCUGGUAAAGCGGCAUUUUCAUUACAUGUGGCAACUGGGAUAUGCAGCACAUGCCACGCCCAGCUACGAGGCGCUGCGACAGCUGCUCAGCUGUCAGCCGUGGGAUAAUGUGGAUGAGCUGGCCGCCGAGCAGGCGUACAUGCUGGGCGCCACGGCACUCGACUGUUCCAUAAUGCUGACGUUUCAGGAGAUACGCUGCCCGGCCAGGCACAACAGCGCUUUGCAGCCUUGGCUGGUUUCCGUGCGGGACCGUCAGUUUCUGACCAAGCUGAGCGUGCUCGAUCUGGACCCGAAGCCCGAUAGUCACUUUCAUAAAUUUAUAAAGCAUACACGCGAAAUCGAAAAGUGUUGCCGAGCAUUAAAUUAAUUAAAUAAACUCACGACAUUCAGCUAAAAAA